Stylonychia lemnae is the source of this 690-nucleotide messenger RNA. NCBI's taxonomy places the organism in Eukaryota, Ciliophora, Spirotrichea, Sporadotrichida, Oxytrichidae. The record is from the annotation of a GenBank genome assembly.
AUGACUAAUGAUAGUAACGGUUAAGAUUUCAUAGUAGAUGCAGAUUUGAAAUAGAAUCAUGAGAUCAAAUGCAGAAUGGAACAAAUUGAAUGGAAUUAUCUUGAGGUCUUUCAUCCGCCCAAUGAUCUCUCCAUUGAAAAUAAAAAAAUCUAUAAACUAGUUUCUUUGAGAUAAGAGAUAUCCUAACUUGAAACUCAUUAAUCAAAGAUUAAAAAGAUUGAAAGGAUUCAUAAUUGUGUAGCCUUUGAAAGAUUUAUGAGUGAAUUAAAACGAAUGAAAAAAAAAUAUCCAAAGAAAUCUUUUGAUAAUAUAGUGAAACAUUUAUUCCAUGGUAGUUUUAAAACAAAUCCUGAAUACAUAUAUGGCUGUGAGGAUGGAUUUGAUAUAAGAUUUUCAAACGCAGGAAGAUAUGGUCAUGGCAUUUAUUUUGCUAAAAAUUCAUACUACUCUCAUAAAUACUCAUAUACCACAAAAGACGGUUGCUUUUAAAUUAUGCUUGCAUUAGUACUAACAGGAGAUAGUCUACUUCAAAUAGAUGCAGACUCAAGUAUUAAACUACCACCGCUAAAAUCUGAGUAAGGAUUUUAAAGAUAUGACUCAAUUAAUAAUGGCCCUGGAGGGCAUUAUAUUGUUUACAGCAAUGACAAAGCAUAUCCUGGAUAUUUAAUAACCUAUGAACAUAUUUAUUGA